Messenger RNA from Phaethon lepturus (White-tailed tropicbird), 737 nucleotides. RefSeq names its product actin related protein 2/3 complex, subunit 5-like (gene ARPC5L). Gene Ontology annotation, cellular component: actin cytoskeleton; Arp2/3 protein complex; cytoplasm. Gene Ontology annotation, biological process: regulation of actin filament polymerization; cell migration; Arp2/3 complex-mediated actin nucleation. Lineage: Eukaryota; Metazoa; Chordata; Aves; Phaethontiformes; Phaethontidae. The transcript has 3 exons. Gene Ontology annotation, molecular function: actin filament binding. The annotation marks the transcript as partial. The record is from RefSeq and is a predicted model, not a curated record.
CUGCUGCGCUGCACAGGGGACGCGCUGCGGGCUUUCCACACCGCCAUAAGGAGCUCUCCUCUCAACGCGAAGAACCAGGCGACGAAGGAGCAGGCCCAGGGAACCAUGCUUAGAGUUCUCACAUCUUUUAAAAGUAGUGAAAUAGAACAAGCAGUGAAUUCCUUAGACAGAAAUGGCAUUGACUUGUUAAUGAAGUAUAUUUAUAAAGGAUUUGAAAAGCCAACAGAAAAUAGCAGUGCAAUAUUACUUCAGUGGCAUGAAAAGGCAUUAGCAGUAGGUGGACUAGGUUCCAUAGUACGAGUUCUUACAGCAAGAAAGACUGUUUAAAAGACUAUUAACUUGAACCAAGACGACGAUCAGUUUUGGACUCGGACGAAGGAAUUAGCUGUAAUGACACUGUUCCAUCUUUACUGCAAUCUACUGAAACACUAUGGAAACCUCCUCUUGGAAUGCUUUUAACCUUAAAGGUGGGGGAAGAGUAAAGGUAUUCCUGCAUAUUCUGACUAUCGAAUACAGGAGCCAAGACAUUCUCCUGAUCCCUUCUUUAACAGGCAGAGAGAAGGCACACUCGUGCCUCCUAUUACUGUAAGUGAACAGGUAUUUUCAGAUGCCGCUUUAUGACACGUGGCGAUAAAAGAUCCUGUGUGUUCUACUUUAAGAGGUAGCUAUGUCCUUGGCAGAUGCAAGAUCCUGACGGGCAGGAGAAGUGUUUAUUAGAGUGAUGGUUUUGUACAUAU